AUGAGGAAGGUCCGAUGCCGCUCUGGCUGCUGGGCCCUCGCCCUUUGCACCCUGGGCAUAGGUCGGAUUCUGCCAGACGUCUGCUUCGCACCGGCCUCAAGGGUGCCUCGCACGCUUGACACACGGGGCACGCAGCGCCGCGCGGGCCUGCAGCCGCCGCAGCUCGUUGGCGACAAGUCCGACCCGCCUGUGGAGACGGGCCGGAACCCGCAAGCCGUGGCCACCGAGUUCGCCUGGGGUAUCGUGCUCCUGCCCCUGUCAGUGCUGGGCCUCGUCGUCGCAUACCUCUUCAGCGGCUUCCUGAGCGUGCCGCUGUCGGAGUCGCUGGCUGCCCUGAUCUCCAUUGAGGACGACUAUAACCGCAAGAAAAAGUGCGAGAGUGAGGAGAUGGGACUCCGCCAGCGCCUAAGCCGCUGGUUCCACUGGGCCGAGCCCAACCGACGCGUCGACUUCGAGAUCAAAGGGCUCCCAAACGGCCCUUUGAAGGACCGAAGCGAGAGGGGUGAGAGGGGUAGCCGUAGAACGAAGGCCGGCCAGCUAGACAAGAUCCGGCAGCGUGGUAAAGAUGCUGCGGAGGACAUUGCCAUGACCGUCGAGUACUUCGUGGCCGGCAACGGCAUCAUCGACGACUCUGGCUCCUCCCGGAUGGCCGACCGCAUCGCCCAGGACGAGGCCUCGCGGGGCUACCCCGAGGCAGAGAAGUUCGCCGAGAAGGCUCUCCAUGAAGGGCGGAAGGCCUUGUCAGAGACCGUCUCGCUGCUGCAGGAGGCAAUGGACAGUCAGGAGGAGGAGGAGGAGCCCAUGGCCGAGGAAGCCGAGAUUUUCCAAGCUGCCGGGCAGCCGAAGACCGCGCGCCCUGACCAGCAGUCAGAGAAGGUGACCGCGACCACAGAAGUCCCGCGCCAGUCCACGGUGGCCGCAGCGACGGCAACACUCGCGCCGGAGGCGCCCACGGAGAUUUUCCGCAAGGACUACCUUGCCCCGAACUACUGGAUCCGAGAGGUGGACCUUACAGUUCGGAUCUUCGAAGGUCGCACGGAGGUGCUCUCCCGGCUACGGCUAGAGCCGCGCAGCGGCGCACCUGGCACUGACCUGACCUUGGAUGGCGAGGACCUGAAGCUCAAGAGUGUGGCUGUGGGUGGCACGGCCCUGGCGGAGGGAGAUGGCUACACCGUCGAGGCUGAGAAGAUGACAGUGGCAGGCAAGGCGCUUGAAGCAGGCGACCCUGACAACCUCUGGCUCGAGAUCGAGGUUGAAAUCGAGCCGGAGAAGAACACCCAGCUCUCCGGCCUGUACUACAGCGGCAGCAUGUACUGCUCGCAGAUGGAGGCCGAAGGCUUCCGGCGCUUCACCUAUUUCCUGGACCGCCCAGACGUCAUGGCCAAGUUCACGUCGGUGCGCUUGGAAGCCGACGAGACGACCUGCCCCAUCCU
Messenger RNA from Symbiodinium natans, 1433 nucleotides. The record is from the annotation of a GenBank genome assembly. Lineage: Eukaryota; Dinophyceae; Suessiales; Symbiodiniaceae.